Molecule: messenger RNA, 3975 nt
Organism: Archocentrus centrarchus (flier cichlid)
Lineage: Eukaryota; Metazoa; Chordata; Actinopteri; Cichliformes; Cichlidae
Gene: setdb1b
Product: SET domain bifurcated histone lysine methyltransferase 1b
Exons: 25
Coding region: 104-3790 (1228 amino acids)
Biological process (GO): negative regulation of gene expression; heterochromatin organization
Cellular component (GO): nucleus
Molecular function (GO): histone H3K9 methyltransferase activity; protein binding; zinc ion binding
Source: RefSeq, a predicted model, not a curated record
AACACCGCCCACGUCGGUUUCCUUGAUACACAAAGCAUGCACACCCCCAUCGUAGCUAGCCGGUAGCAUUGACUAGCUAGCUAUAUAUUUGGGAGCGAAGAGGAUGGAAACCGUCGAGGGAAUGGAGGUGGAUGGCUGGGACUCCAGUCUGGAAGAAGAGCUGGGUGUUUCUUUGGAUGAGCUGAAAAAAUGGAUUGAAGAAGCUGUGGAGAAGAGCGAGAUUGUGCAGAAGAAAAAGGCUCAGUUGUCAGAACUGAAGGAAUGGGUGGAGCAGAAAGAGGAAGAGAAGGCCGAGACAGAGAAGCUUCUCAAUGAUGCCAACCAAUCUGUAUUGGAGUGUGAGAAGCUGGUGAAGGCAACUUACAGAAAAAACGGUCUCGUCUACCAAGAGAGCAGCUCAGAGGAUGAGGGAGGUGGAGGAGCCGUGUUGUCCUCUGAAGUCAUUGAGAUAGACGACGAUGAUGAUGAUGAUGUCAUUGCUGUCGGCUGUUUGGUUCCUCCAAAGAAGCCUCUAACUCCAGGGAGAGAUCCAACGUUAAAGGAUGCUUCUACAGCGCUGCAGAAAAGCUCCCAGCAGGUGCAGAAAUUGGUCCAAAUGGUCAACAAGCCAUCACCAGCUGUUCCAUUGCUCCGACCGCCAGCACAGCCUUCGGCUCAGUCAGGUAUUCACAGCUCAACACCUGCCGUGUUUGUAUCCCAAAUAACAUCUCAGUCACUGGCCCAGCCGAACCCUAACAUGCCAGAGGAUGAGCUCAGAGUCGGGAUGAGCAUUCUGGGAAAGAAACGCACCAAAACGUGGCACAAAGGCAACCUCGUCGCUAUCAACCCGGUUGGAAAUGGUAUAUUCAAGUAUAAAGUGAAAUUUGAUAAAGGCAAGAGUCUGCUGUCUGGAAAUCAUGUGGCUUUUGACUAUAACCCCACUCUGGAGAGUCUGUAUGUCGGUGCUCGUGUGGUCGCCAAGUACAAGGAUGGAAACCUGGUGUGGCUCUAUGCUGGAAUAGUAGCAGAAAUGCCCAACAACAAAAACCGCAUGAGGUUUCUGAUCUUCUUUGAUGAUGGCUAUGCUUCAUAUGUGACACUACCUGAGCUCUACCCAGUUUGCCGACCACUAAGGCGUACUUGGGAGGACAUAGAGGAUGCAUCAUGUCGAGACUUUAUCGAGGAAUACAUAACCGCAUAUCCCAGUAGGCCAAUGGUGCUCCUAAAGGUUGGCCAGAUAAUCAAGACAGAGUGGGAGGGAACGUGGUGGAAGAGCAAAGUGGAGGAGGUGGAUGGCAGCUUGGUCAAGAUUCUCUUCUUGGAUGAUAAGAGAAGUGAGUGGAUCUACAGAGGCUCCACCAGGCUCGAGCCGAUGUUCAAUCUGAAGAUGACCACAGCCAACACCCAGAAGCAAGCUGGCCAGCAGAGGACAAGACCUAGCAUGGGGGCAUUGAGGAGCAAAGGCCCAGUAGUUCAGUACACCAGUGACGGACAUGUUGGUGCGUCUCCCGUCAAAGCACCGCAGCCCUCGACCAGCCAGACUUCACCAGCAGCACAGCUUCAGCAGCGCCCACAGACCCUGCAGCCUCAACAAAGCUCUCAGCCCACGCUUCCAUCACAGCCACCUUCACAGAAUAAACAUCAGAUGGCCAAGAAGAGUACUUCUCCAUUUGUUCCUGGGGUGGGAGGCACCCAUGCCUCUAAGGUCUUGCAGUCUCUUUCAUCCACUAACAGCAACCUCUCAGGUGCAAGAGUGUUGAGUGCCCCAAAUACUGUGGCACCCACCUUUACACAAACGUAUCAGAGACAGAUGACCCCUCUAGCUCCAGCCCCUGCUCCUAUUACCCACGCAAUGGCCACCAUCCCACACCAGCCCUCGUACCGCGCCCCGACCGACCGCAUCUUCUACUUGGCGCACACGUGUCAGCCCGCCUGUCUGAAGCGCGUCCGACCCCCAACAACAAGCAUGCACAGAGGGAAGAACCCGCUCCUCACACCUUUGCUGUACGACUUCAGACGUAUGACGGGACGGCGCAAAGUCAACCGCAAGAUGUCUUUCCACGUGAUCUACAAGGCUCCAUGUGGACUCUGCCUGCGUAACAUGGCGGAGAUCCAGCAGUACCUCUUCCAGACGACCUGUGACUUUAUAUUCCUAGAGAUGUUCUGCCUGGACCCCUACGUGCUCGUCGAUCGUCCCUUCCAGCCACAAAGGCCGUUCUAUUACAUUCCAGACAUAACUGGAGGAAAAGAGGAUAUUCCACUUUCCUGCGUCAAUGAGAUCGAUUCCACUCCACCUCCUGCUGUAGCUUACAGUAAAGAGCGUAUUCCUGAAGGUGGAGUAAACAUCAACACCAGUGCAGACUUCUUAGUUGGCUGUGAUUGCACCGAUGGCUGUCAGGACAAGUCCAAAUGCUCUUGCCACCAGCUGACCCUUCAGGCUACAGCUUGCACACCAGGGGCACAGAUCAACCCAAAUGCAGGAUAUUCAUACAAACGAUUAGAGGAGUGCCUGCCCACAGGGAUCUAUGAGUGUAAUAAAAGAUGCAAAUGUAACCCUCAGAUGUGCACCAACCGGCUGGUGCAGCACGGCCUGCAGGUCCGUCUUCAACUCUUCAAGACCCAGAACAAAGGCUGGGGCAUCCGAUGUCUGGAUGAUGUGGCUAAGGGCUCAUUUGUGUGCAUUUAUGCUGGUAAAAUCUUGACAGAUGACUUUGCUGACAAAGAAGGUCUAGAGAUGGGUGAUGAGUAUUUUGCUAACUUGGACCACAUAGAGAGUGUGGAGAACUUCAAGGAGGGCUAUGAGAGCGAGGCUCACUGUUCAGACAGCGAAGGAAGUGGCGUUGAUGUAUCCAGGAUAAAAAUCCAGCCUUCUGCUUUAGUAUCUGCUAACACUGUGGGGCGACAGUCUAAGAAGACCCAAAUCUCGAGCUCAUCUGGCGACAGCAAUGACGAUGAGGACAAAGACUCUAAGAGUGAAGAUGAAAGCGAUAGUUCAGAUGACACAUUUGUGAAGGACAGCUACUACAGCUCCAGCUCUGUGUGGAGGAGUUACACCACACGUGGGCAGGUCAAAGGCAACAAGGAAGGGAGUCAAGAUAGUAAAGAUGGAAUGAGCGUCUCAGCCAGAACAGAUGAUGAUAAGCCACCAUCCAUGCCAGAGGAGACGGGAAAAAGUAAAGUGGCUUCCUGGCUAACGAGCCAGGGGCUCAAAAAGGAAGCUGGAGAUAAUAAGAGUCCAGUCAAGGCAGAAGUGGUGAAGAAGCAGGAUGUGAUGACUCUGUCUGACAGUGAUGAUGUUCAGACCAUCAGCUCAGGAUCUGAAGACAACAAGGAGAAAGAGAAAGCCACGCCAGGUGUGACUAAAAAGCAGGUGGCUGUGAAGUCUACUCGUGGCAUUGCCCUGAAAAACAGCCACGGGAUGAUGGUAAAAACAGGUGGACCUGGAGGCGGAGGGCCUGGAGGAGGUAAAGCUGGACAGCAGGGGCAGACGGGAGGAGGUGGAGACAACACUCCCACAAAAAACACCCGCCAGUUCUUUGAUGGUGAAGAGUCCUGCUACAUCAUUGAUGCCAAAUUGGAAGGAAACCUCGGCCGUUACCUCAACCACAGCUGCAGUCCAAACCUUUUUGUCCAAAAUGUGUUUGUAGACACACAUGACUUGAGGUUCCCCUGGGUGGCCUUCUUUGCCAGCAAGCGGAUCCGGGCCGGCACAGAGCUGACCUGGGACUAUAACUAUGAGGUGGGCAGCGUGGAGGGUAAGGUCCUGCUCUGCUGCUGCGGCUCCACCGAGUGCAGAGGAAGACUACUGUGAUCCAUGAGGAAGCUUAGACCCCAUCAACACUGUACCUGAGUUUGUUUUGUUUUGUUUUUGAAAUUUUACUUUUACAUUUUAUUACUGCUGCCUUUUUGGUUUUCUUUUAUAUGAGUAUGUUGAUUUGUCACGUUUUAUCCAUGACCUGUUCCUUUGCAUCUCAAUAAAAUAUACUUUCCUUGAAA